Caenorhabditis auriculariae is the source of this 420-nucleotide messenger RNA. NCBI's taxonomy places the organism in Eukaryota, Metazoa, Nematoda, Chromadorea, Rhabditida, Rhabditidae. The record is from the annotation of a GenBank genome assembly.
AUGGUACAAGUAUUGACAUAACUUCGUUAAAUAAGAAGAAGUUAAAGAUUUUCUUUUUUCAAAAACAAUUGAGACAGCCGAAAAAUUAAAAAACUGUUAAAAAUUUCUUUUUAAAAUAUUUUCACAAGUCUUUUUUCUGAUACUACAACUUGAACCACUCUCCUUGCAGGGAACCGCCUCAGACAUCGUGAUCAGAGCUGAAGAAAUCGUCAGGUUGAAGAAAAGAACCACGGAAAUUUAUGUCCAUCACACUGGCCAAUCUUAUGAGGUUUCAAAUAAGAAAUUCUGAGAGUUUUAAUGAAUAUUCAGGCUGUGGAAAAAGCACUCGACCGUGAUCGGUUCAUGAGCGCCUGGGAAGCGAAAGAAUUCGGGCUCGUCGACAAAGUCGAAGAACAUUCCGGGUCGAUGCCAACGAAGUAA